Messenger RNA from Gregarina niphandrodes, 1197 nucleotides. RefSeq lists its product as hypothetical. The transcript has a single exon. The coding region runs from base 1 to 1197 and encodes 398 amino acids. Lineage: Eukaryota; Apicomplexa; Conoidasida; Eugregarinorida; Gregarinidae. The record is from RefSeq and is a predicted model, not a curated record.
AUGACAGGCCACAGCGACGACCACACCGAUGACCACACCGAUAACCACACCGAUAACCACAACGAUGGCCGUCUACCAAGCUCUCUUGGUGGUGGUAGCCCCCAUGGUGGUGGUAGCCCCCAUGGUGGUGGUAGCCCCCAUGGUGGUGGUAGCCCCCAUGGUAGUAUGAAAGGUAUGCUUAAAAGGGCAAUGAUGAUGAUGUUACGCGAUGACGAGACCAUAUCGUUACUCAACCUACCUUAUAAUCUUCCUACCUUCAAACGGUUGAAGAAAGUGAAGAAGGAAGUUUUGUUAGAGCUUUGGGGAUCUUGUCUUUCAUUGGAUGAGUUCGAGGCCAGUCAGCGGAGCAGCCUGGCCGAGAGAGAGUCAUGCACUCGUCAGGCGGCACAACCAGAGAGUGAGCACAAUACUGUCAAUGAUCUAACAGUCGAUUUGGAUGAAGUUGCCCUACGCGUACGAGAUGGCUUAUUAGAGCACGACCCGUCUCCACUCCCCCUGGGGCCGGCGGGAGCAAUGAUCGUGUUGAUAGGUACAGAUCUUCACGCUAUGUUGGAGUUGACUUUUGACGGGGUGCAGGAGAACACUCACUGGAUUGGAACCAACCUAAACAGCAUUAGGUUGGCCCAGGUCCUAUGUGGUAGGUAUUGCGAUCAUAACUUCGAUUGUGCCCGUGUGCUUACGGCUUCUCAUGCACCCGAGCUUCUGAAGAUUGAACGCAGCUUUUUGUGGUCGCACGCCUGCGAUAGCGAAUUAUUGCUAGCUAUCACACCCAGCGAUCCCAACCCGAAUGAUUCGGGCCUGCUGAUAUUGGACAGUUCUAUCUCCUUAGACGUGGCUGUCGCUCACAUUAUUCGGAAACGAUGUUCGGAAACCCGCAUCAUUAUGAUGGUCACAGAUAGGCUGUUAGUGGAUGAAGAUGAGGGAUUCGAUAAUCACGUGUGUGGUCAGAUGUGCACAGAUAUCCUGCCCGAUAAAUUCGAGAAUGACAACGGCGAUCUUGGAAGCUUGUGGGCGUCUAUGUCCGAUGGCGAAAUAAUGGCAUGCCACUUAGCCGAUUAUGUUUAUUACGUGGACCCCCGAUCACGCUUUGAAGGUUAUUCUCUUCUCUGUCUAAAAAGCAAAACCUGCUGCCAUUCCGUAUCCAGGACAUUCAGCAUCCGUCCACAAGGAUUGGAUUAUCAUGACAAUGCACACUAG